This is a messenger RNA of Daphnia pulicaria, 1213 nucleotides long. Its product is annotated as mucin-5AC-like. Bases 64 to 1041 code for a protein of 325 amino acids. Lineage: Eukaryota; Metazoa; Arthropoda; Branchiopoda; Diplostraca; Daphniidae. The record is from RefSeq and is a predicted model, not a curated record. The transcript is spliced from 2 exons.
GGUCUUGGCAGUCGCUAGCGUCCGGUUGAUAUUUAAUAAUAAGAAGAAAGAAGUUGAAUAAAAAUGAGAUUGUUACUAGUGAUGUUGCUGGUGAGUGGAUUGCUGAUUGGCGAGAGCCAGGCCCAACGUCCAAUCGGUCUAUUCUUCAACGCUCUUUACAUCAACUUUAGAAACUGGAUCGGUCUGGGCGGCGGCCAGUCCGUCAGCACUUCGACCAGCUCCCAGCAAACGGUGACAGUGACGGCGACAGUGACAACGACCGUCAUUGAUUCUCCUCCAAGCGUUCCGGAUGACUACGUCGAAUUCGCUCCUCCAAUUUCAAUUGUUCCGGAAGUCAUGAUCACGGAGGCUUCCAGCACCGAUUCGGGGAUGUCGACGACGGCCACGGAGGAGGCCAGCACCGAAGGAGCUAGCACCGACAGUCCUCCCCUGAUGAUCCAGGAGAAUCUUCCGGUGGAAUCAUCCACUCUGGCUGAGGACAAUCAAGUGGAACUGGAAAUCGUCACGGAAGGGCCGGAAUUGGAUCCCUCGGAUGCGUCGGUGAUUGAAGCCAUGGCGCAAAUUUUACUGGAAAUUCCAACCACCACGCCAGACUCGCCCACUACGCAAAGUGUUGAAUCCGAGACGGAAGCCAUCGUCGUCGUCAAAGACGUUCCACCGGUGGCUCCUGCUGUUGUUGUUGCUACAACAACAACAACGACGACCAGUUUCCCGAGGGAUUCGACAACCUUCGCCACUUUGGCACCGAAGAGAACCAUCCAUUUCAACAGGCCCAGCUGGACGCCCACCUUCUUAAAGUUGGCCAACAGGGGAUCGACUUCUCGUUACUUUUUCCCGGCCUCGUUCAGACGGCCCAAAGAUUCCGGAUUCUUGGAAAAGGAAACCAUUUCGUUGAGCCCUUCCAAACCCUUGUCGGUGGAGAAUUCGGUACCUCCUAGGAUUCCGUACGUUGUCAAACGUCAAGUCGAGAUUGAAUCUUCAAUGACGGUCUUGAAUCAGCAGCAAAGUUCGGUGUUGAUCGCCAGAGCCGCUACAGAUUGAAUUGAAUCAACCUAAAACCUGUGCACACAAAACACAAAGAAAUAUAUUUAUGAAUUGUUGAAACAAAAGUGUAAGGGACGUUUCAUGUUGAAACCACCUCGCAAUUUCACCCCGUUUAUGAAAAUUAGUUUGCAAAAAUACAACAAUUUGGUUUUUACCUUUUUAACUCAAA